This is a messenger RNA of Brachypodium distachyon (stiff brome), 1648 nucleotides long. Its product is annotated as anthocyanidin 5,3-O-glucosyltransferase-like. The transcript has a single exon. NCBI's taxonomy places the organism in Eukaryota, Viridiplantae, Streptophyta, Magnoliopsida, Poales, Poaceae. Gene Ontology annotation, molecular function: UDP-glycosyltransferase activity. The record is from RefSeq and is a predicted model, not a curated record. The coding region runs from base 73 to 1527 and encodes 484 amino acids.
ACUCUCAGCCCCAAAGCAUCUGUAAUUGAGAAUUUUGGUAGUCUCCACCCACAUUCCACAGGGUGAUCUAACAUGAAGCAGACCGUCGUUCUGUUCCCGGGCGCCGGCGUCGGCCACGUAAGCCCCAUGACGGAGCUCGCCAACGUCUUCCUCAAGCACGGCUACGACGUGACCAUGGUGCUCACCGAGCCGCCCUUCAAGUCGUCCGACUUGGGCGGCAGCAGCUUCGUGGAGCGCAUUGCCGCCUCCAACCCGUCCAUCUCCUUCCAUGUCCUCCCGCCCCUCCCGGCACCAGACUUCGCCGCCUCCGGCAAGCACCCUUUCCUGCUCAUGCUCCAGCUCGCGCGCGACUACAACGGGCCGCUCGAGGCUUUCCUCCGCACCAUCCCGCGGGAACGCCUGCACUCCCUCGUCCUCGACAUGUUCUGCGUCCACGCCAUCGACGCCGGCGCCGCGGUCGGCGUCCCGGUCUACACGUUCUUCGCCCCGGGCGCCUCGUGCCUGUCCGUCGUGACCCAGUUCCCGGCGCUGGUCGCCGGCAGGCGAUCGGGCCUGAAGGAUCUCGGGGACACGCCCCUCGAUUUCCUCGGCGUCCCGCCGAUGCCGGCGUCUCAUCUCGUCAGGGAGCUGCUGGAGCACCCGGAGGAGGAGCUGUGCAAGGCCAUGACCGACAUCUGGAGGCGCAACACGGAGACCAUGGGCGUCCUGGUGAACACGUUCGAGUCGCUGGAGAGCCGGGCGGCGCAGUCGCUCCGGGACCCGCUCUGCGUCCCCGGCCGGGUCCUGCCUCCGGUGUACUGCGUCGGGCCGUUGAUCGGCAAGAAGAGUGACAGCAAAGCAGCUAGGAAGAAGAACGAGUGCCUGGCGUGGCUCGACGCACAGCCAGACGCCAGCGUCGUGUUCCUCUGCUUCGGAAGCAUGGGCACGCUCUCCGCGGACCAGCUCAAGGAGAUAGCCGUUGGCUUGGAGAGGUCCGGGCAACGGUUCCUGUGGUCCGUGCGCGCGCCGGCCGGAAGCCAAGACCCGAAGAAAUACUUGGAGGUGCGCGCCGAGGCGGACCUCGACGCGCUCCUCCCGGAGGGGUUCCUGGAGAGGACCAAGGACAGGGGCCUCGUCGUCAAGUCAUGGGUGCCUCAGGUGGACGUGCUCCGGCACCCUGCCACCGGCGCGUUCGUGACGCACUGCGGCUGGAACUCGGUGCUGGAGGCCGUCGCGGCGGGGGUCCCGAUGCUGUGCUGGCCGCUCGAAGCAGAGCAGAAGAUGAACAAGGUGUGCAUGACGGCGGACAUGGGCGUCGCGGUGGAGCUGGAGGGGUACAUGACGGGGUUUGUCAAGGCGGGGGAGCUGGAGGCCAAGGUGAGGCUGGUGAUCGAGGCCGAGGAAGGAAGGCAGCUCAGGGCGCGACUCGCGGCUCGCAGGGAAGAGGCCGAGGCGGCGAUGGAGGAAGGAGGCUCGUCGCGGCGGGCGUUCGCCCAGUUCCUGUUGGACGUGGAGAAUCUCGUAGACGGAAAGCAGCAAGGCAAUUGACCAGUUUCCAACUGGCUACGUUCUAAUACCAUGUCUUUCUCUGAAAUAAAUCGGCUCUUAACCAAUUUUAGCUUGUUUCCUUGCUUGCAAUUCAAUGGAUGAAUGAUGGUAUUUUUUUUCA